GUUUGGGAAAGGUGUCACUGAUGUAGAGAAGGUGUCUGCAGCAGGCUUGGUGUUCAGAUGGAUGGUGGCCGCGGAUGAGAGCGGGGUUUCCUAGCUGGACAGGCCCAUCAAUGCAAGCCAUGCAAGUAGCUGAGGACGCUCGCACCCAUUUGGAGGAUGAGCUGCUAUUCUGUGAAGAGUGCCGCCUUUAUUUCCGAGAGUCCUGCCCACAACAUGGUCCCCCUACUUUUGUGGCCGACUCCCCUGUUCCAGAAAGGACUCCGUCGCGGGCCUUGCUCUCUCUGCCAGAAGGACUUGUGGUUAAGGAUCGUCUCCAAGGAGGCUUUGGCGUCUGGAGCACUCUCCCAGUUCUGCCUCGGGGCUGCAUCUUUGGGCCCUAUGAAGGUGAAGUGGUCCGAGAACACAGUGACUGCACCCGUUAUUCCUGGGCGGUGCGAGACAAUGGCUCUUAUUUCUUUAUUGAUGCAUCGGAUGAUUCCAGAUCCAGCUGGAUGAAAUACGUGGCAUGUGCCUCCACUGAGGAUGAGCAGAACCUCACCGUUUUCCAGCACCGAGGCUAUAUCUACUACCGGGUCUGCCAAACCAUACCUGCUGAUACAGAACUGCUGGUGUGGAUUGGAGAGGAGUAUGCCCGCACUCUGGGCUUGCGCCUAGGUGAGCACUUUAAAUAUGAGUUUGGCGAGAAGGAGCUGUUGAUGAAACUCUUCCAAGAGCUUUACCUGAAGACCCCAUCCUCCCCACCUGUGUCCUAUGCCCCUUCCUCACGGACGCAGUACCUGUGUGGGGAUGCCACUGCCUCAGCCCUACCCCUCCACAAGCCAGGCCUUCCACCACCAGGAGGAAACACCUUUCCCAUGCUGGAAGGGACACAGAAUCUGGUGGGGUUGGGAAGGGCCCAAAGCCGCUACUGGACCUUCUUUGGCUUCCAGGGAGAUGCUUAUGGCCGCAUCCUCGACAAGAGUAAGAUAAUUUGCAAGCUCUGCGGGGUCCGGCUGAGCUACAGUGGCAACACCACCAACUUGCGGCAGCAUCUCAUCUACAAGCACCGUUGUGAAUACAACCAACUGGUGGGCACUCAGACCACCACUCUUGAUAAAAGGAUGGUGGGGAUGGGUGAGUUUGGACCUUCCCGGACUCCCAUACCUGGCAGGACCACACGGGCUGUGGCUGAUUUUAUUGUGCUGGACCUAAUGCCUGUGGAAGUGGUGGAAGGGGAAGGUUUUGGGCAGAUGCUGGGCGUCUUAGAUCCCAGCUACAAGCCCCCCAAUGCUUCCUCCCUGGCUCAUACUGUGCUGAAGGACAUGUACACCCAAGUAAAGGGGAAAAUCUGGGAGUUGGUGCAGGUCCUGCCCCAGUGCUCCCUCAGCCUGGACAUAUGGUGCCAUAGCAGCAACCUCACCUACCUCACACUCACUGUACACUAUGUGGAUGACUGCUUUGAACCCCGCACAUGGGUCCUUUCGAGCCACCCCAUCCCUGAGGAGCCCAGCACUGAAAGCUUGGUUGAGGCCCUUGCUGAGGCAAGUAAGGAGUGGGGGGUACGUGACAGUACCUCAUACAUAGUGGGAGGCUUCAGAGGAACCGCCAUGCAAGAAGCCACAGCAGCUCUUGGCUGGACGGCUCUGCCUUGCAUCGGGCAGGCCUUGCGAGCGGCCAUGGAAGCUGUGCUGGGUCAGCCAGCAGUACAAAGGGCAUUAGAGCGGCUUCACCGCUUGGCCUCCUGGGCUGUCACUGGGGCAGGGCGAUCUGAGAAACUGUGGAUGCAGGAGCCACUCCUGCAGACUCACCUCAGCCGCUUCCUGCGAGACGGAGGCAAAUGGCACAGUGCCUAUGCAAUCUUGCAGGGCCUGCUGGAGCACAGUGAACCUCUGGCGGGGCUUGGCCCAGAUGGGGAAGCAACCCUGCGUCCUCAGGACUGGGCCGCCCUUCAGGAUACUGUCAAAGUCCUCAAACCCAUGGCCAUUGCUACCUCAACAUUUACCAAAGAUCCUUUCUCCAGCCUGUCCCUUGUCAAACCUGUGCUAACCAGCCUCCUUUACAAGCACUUGGUAGCCAGUGAAUGGGAUUCGGCCCUAGCCCUGGAAUCCAAAGCAGCAGCCCAAAAAGAGCUGAACCAACAGUUCUCCAAUUUGGACGUCAACCAGGCCCUCAAUCUGGCCUGUGCUUUGGACCCUCGCUUCCGUGGCCUCGAUUUCCUGAGCCAUACUGACCGGGUGGAAACACUGCACUUGCUCAAGACGGAAUCAUUGUGCCUGGCUGAGGCGUCCCCAGGACUGACUGCUGGCCUGCCUGAUGCCACCUCUUCCUCCCCGCCUGCAAAGUUGCCCAAGCAGGACACUGGCAUCGAGUUCCUGCUGGGAGACCUGUACAGCAUGCGCAGUGCUGCAGGUAUCAGUUCUGCUCAUCAGCAGGCAGAGCAAGAGACAGCCAGCUUCCAAACCAGCAAGGCCUCUGCCCUUGGCCAGGAGCCAUUACAAUGGUGGAAGACACACCACACUCAGUACCCACUGCUGGCCCAGGCGGCCCGCAAGCUGCUUGGUGUCCCUGCUACCUCCGUCCCUGCCGGUUGGCUCUUCAGCAAUGCUGGCGAUGCCAUCUGUGCAAAGCGCAGAGCCCUGACAUCGGAGCAUGUGGACAUGCUGGUCUUCCUCCAUGGCAACCGAGCCAUGCUGUAUGAAGACUUGCCAAUGCCAGGUGGGCAAAGCCUUCAGCAUAUCUGCCAAGAGACUCUUUAGCCACUUGUACCCCAAACACACACAAAGGACAUACAGAAUAAAAAUGGAGAGUCUUUUUUCCCCUUCUAAGAAAAUGGCAAGGGUUUCGGAAAUCUUUUUUUUUUCAGACUACAACAAGAAUCCCCCCAGACGACA
Messenger RNA from Anolis sagrei ordinatus, 2870 nucleotides. RefSeq names its product E3 SUMO-protein ligase ZBED1-like. Gene Ontology annotation, biological process: regulation of transcription by RNA polymerase II. The record is from RefSeq and is a predicted model, not a curated record. Gene Ontology annotation, cellular component: nucleus. Lineage: Eukaryota; Metazoa; Chordata; Lepidosauria; Squamata; Anolidae. Gene Ontology annotation, molecular function: DNA binding; protein dimerization activity.